AUGAAUCCCUCAGCACAGUUAUCAUUCUUCUUCACCGUUUCCUUAAUUUUUAUUUCAGCUCUUGCAUCACCAUCAGCAUCAGCACCAGGCACCGAGUUGUAUCAAAGUGUAUGCAAAGAUGCUGGAGAAAACGCUAAUAGGUGCUUGAAAUUUCUAGGAGGCUACCCUAAAAUCACAGGGGCCAAAGACUACCUUUCACUUUGUAAGAGCCUCCUAGAGGUGGCAAUAAAGAGAGCAACCGAAGGGCAAAACUACUUUGUUGCAGCAGCGAAGAAAAAGCCUUCUUCUGCAGCUCUUAAACAAUGCUCAACAUUUUUCUACGAUGGAUUGGUUAGAUCAUUUGAAAGUGCAUCUGGUGAGUUGGUUGAGUCUCCUGACACUGCAAAUUAUGAUUGCAAAGUCGCAGGUGAUGGACCCGUGAAUUGCAACAGCGCUUUGAUGGAUGAAAAAAUCAAUGAUCCUGCUCUCUCUAAUCUCAAUGACCAAAUGUCGUUUCUUAGUUAUGUUGCAUUUCUCGCCACCAAUCAUCUUCCGCAAGAUCCCUAG
This is a messenger RNA of Abrus precatorius (Indian licorice), 546 nucleotides long. RefSeq lists its product as uncharacterized. NCBI's taxonomy places the organism in Eukaryota, Viridiplantae, Streptophyta, Magnoliopsida, Fabales, Fabaceae. The record is from RefSeq and is a predicted model, not a curated record. Gene Ontology annotation, molecular function: enzyme inhibitor activity. Bases 1 to 546 code for a protein of 181 amino acids. The transcript has a single exon.